Pistacia vera is the source of this 882-nucleotide messenger RNA. RefSeq lists its product as uncharacterized. NCBI's taxonomy places the organism in Eukaryota, Viridiplantae, Streptophyta, Magnoliopsida, Sapindales, Anacardiaceae. Gene Ontology annotation, biological process: peptidyl-lysine monomethylation. The transcript has 3 exons. The coding region runs from base 211 to 882 and encodes 223 amino acids. The record is from RefSeq and is a predicted model, not a curated record. Gene Ontology annotation, molecular function: protein-lysine N-methyltransferase activity. Gene Ontology annotation, cellular component: chloroplast stroma.
AAGAAUGUCCUAUCCUUCGACUUGUUCACAAAAGAUUUUUGUUUCCCUCCAAUCCAAUUACACAACCUCAAUUACCAUUUCCCCAUCAAUCCAAUUUCUCCUAUCCCCUUCCAGAUAUAUAAACCAACCCAAAAUUCAACCAAAUCAAAAUAUCCAUUUCUCUUCAAUCUUCACUAAUCUUAACCCUAAUUCUCAAUUCUUUCUCUUCUCAUGGAACUUUAUUCUUCUUCUUCGUCUUAUUUAUGCAAUAGAUAUAUUUCACCUCCCAUUCGGUCAACACCUCAUCCUCUCUCAAUUCCAUCCACCACUGUCUCACUCUCCCUCCACAAGAAUCCUAAUUUCGCCUCUUGCUUUCGCUUGAUUCGCCGGAGAAACUCAUCUUCCUUUCGUGUUUCUAGCUCCGAUACCUUGGUGGCCGGCUCGCACGAAGUUGUCAGCAAGAAAGACGAGGUGUCUGGUGACUUGAAAUCUUGGAUGCACAAGAAUGGAUUGCCUCCUUGUAAAGUUGUUCUUAAAGAAAAGCCUUCGCAUGAUGACAAACACAGGCCUAUACAUUAUGUUGCCGCCAGCGAAGAUCUUCAGGCCGGUGACGUGGCGUUCUCCGUGCCCAAUUCGUUGGUUGUGACGCUUGAGAGAGUGUUGGGGAAUGAGACCAUUGCGGAGCUAUUGACUACUAAUAAGUUAUCGGAGCUGGCAUGCUUAGCUUUGUAUCUAAUGUAUGAGAAGAAGCAAGGGAAAAAGUCAUUCUGGUAUCCAUAUAUCAGAGAGCUUGAUCGACAACGAGGGAGAGGCCAAUUAGCUGUGGAAUCCCCACUUUUAUGGUCAGAAGCUGAAUUGGCUUACCUGACAGGUAGCCGCNUUUUUUUUUUCAUAUUUGGGUGA